This is a messenger RNA of Coniophora puteana RWD-64-598 SS2, 2203 nucleotides long. RefSeq names its product tripeptidyl peptidase A. Gene Ontology annotation, biological process: proteolysis. The coding region runs from base 232 to 2019 and encodes 595 amino acids. NCBI's taxonomy places the organism in Eukaryota, Fungi, Basidiomycota, Agaricomycetes, Boletales, Coniophoraceae. Gene Ontology annotation, molecular function: tripeptidyl-peptidase activity; serine-type endopeptidase activity. The transcript has 8 exons. The record is from RefSeq and is a predicted model, not a curated record.
ACAGGAUGGACGAGCUGGCUCCGAGAUCGACGUCGCCAAGCAUAUUUUUGUGUGUUUGAGCGUCCCGCUUGCUGUCCAGCAGACGAAACAUGUUGGGAAGUCUCACCGGCGCGAAGAUAUAUAAGUAGGUCAUGGUAAACUCUGUGUACAACACCAACUACCUUUUUCCUCUGCUCAUUUCCAAUCUUUUGACUUUGCUAUUUCGCUUUUUGCUAUCUCAUUGCUUCCAAGAUGAAGCUCUCCAUUUUUGUCGCACUUGCGCUAUCCCCCCUUUUUGCCAACGCAUUCCGAGGUUCUCAGCCGGUUAUCAAGGAGAGCAUCCGCUCCGCUCCACUAGGCUGGACUCCUACGGGACGCGCACCCGCCGACUACGUCCUCUCGCUCAAGCUCGCACUCGCCCAGUCCAAGUUCGCAGACCUGGAGAGUCAUCUCCGUGAAGCCAGCGACCCGGCGCACCCCAACUAUGGCGCUCAUCUGAGCAAGGAAGAGGUCCAUGCGUUCCUGACGCCCGAAGCCGACACGCUCGAUAUCGUUCAUGAGUGGCUAAGUAGCCACGGAGUCGGUGCGGAGAGUAUGUCAAAGUCCGCGGCUGGCGACUGGGUGACUCUUCAGGUGCCUGUGGAGCUUGCAGAACAGAUGUUCGACACGCAAUUCCACGCCUACGUCCACGAGGCAUCCGGCGACACGGCCGUCCGUACGACGUCAUAUAGCCUUCCUUCCAUUCUACAUCCCCACAUCGACCUCGUUCAGCCGACGACGAUGUAUGCGCGCACUCAGCCCGCCCGAAUCACGUACCGCUACUCUGGUGGUCUGGUGUACAGCGCUGAAGGCGACAACGGCACGAUCACUGGGCCGGCGGGCAACGCCCUUGAUCAGUCUUGCAGUUAUCAGAUCACUCCGACCUGUCUCAAGCAGCUCUACAACGCCGAGGGAUACAUCCCCUCUAAUACUAGCGGGAACGCGAUUGGUAUUACAGGUUAUAUCGAACAGUAUGCCAACUACGAAGAUCUGCAGACGUUCUACAAGAGCCAGAACCCCGCUGCGGCUGGGUCUAACUUCACCUUCGUAUCUGUCAACGGCGGCAAGAACAUUCAGGAUCCAGCAAAUGCCAGCACGGAGGCGAAUCUGGAUGUUCAAUAUGCUCUUGGUAUGACCUAUCCGACUCCGGGCACGUUCUGGUCGACUGCGGGCGAGCCGCCUUUUAUCCCUGACGAGUUUGCCCCGUCAAAUGUCAAUACUCCUUGGGCUGACUGGGCCGAUUAUAUCCUCAAUCAGACCGAUGUCCCGCAGACUAUCUCGACGAGCUAUGGGGACAGCGAGGAAACAGUUCCAUUCAGCUACGCCGAUCGGGUCUGCAAAUCGUUUGCAGCUCUUGGUGCCCGCGGUGUCUCCCUCCUCUUUGGGUCCGGCGAUGGCGGUGUUGGACUACUCUACAGCGCAAUGAAUCAAACCUGCCACCGUAACAACGGCUCUGACGCUCCCGCGUUCUUGCCCAUGUUUCCAAGUAGUUGCCCGUACGUGACCUCCGUAGGAGCGACCAUCGGCAUUCCCGAAGCAGCGGCCAACUUCUCUGGUGGUGGAUUCAGUAACUACUGGGGGCGGCCGUCCUACCAGCAGUCGCACGUCGAUUCCUAUCUCUCCGAGCUUGGCGACAAGUACGCGGGGAUGUACAACGCAUCUGGCCGCGCCUACCCAGAUGUCUCCGCGCAGGGAGUGAAUUACCUGGUCUACAUCGCCGGCCAGCCGCAUAACGUCUCGGGCACAUCUGCUGCAACGCCUGCAUUUGCAGCGAUUGUGUCGAUGCUCAAUGAUGCGCGACUCAGAGCCGGAAAGUCCUCCCUUGGCUUCCUCAACCCCAUUCUGUAUGGCAAUGCCAGCGUGGCACUUAAUGAUGUUACAGAGGGGAACAACCCUGGAUGUGCGACACCUGGUUUCAAUGCGACGAAAGGAUGGGAUCCAGUUACGGGCCUCGGCACACCAAACUUCGAAAAAUUGAAGGAUGUGGUAAUGAGUUCUUAAUCUGUUCUUCGAGGUGGCAGACAGCCGUUACAUCUACGGCUUGCUCCGAGUCCUUGUAUCAAACUCAAUAAUCCACAUUCUGGACUAAAUCCACUUCUACUCUAUGGCAUAAAUCAAUCUAACUGCGUAUUCGCAGCUACUCUCGUUGAUACCGCCAUUAUUAUCUAUGGCUUGCUAAUUUACC